GUAGAAGAAGACAAACAUCAUAUUCGAAAGAUGGCGGUGAUCAAGGAAAAAGAUGGGAGACCAGGGAAACAGCCAGGAAAGGAAUCGCAGCCUUUGAUUAUAGCCAAAACUCCAGCAGAGGAGCAACGCCUGAAAUUGGAGAGAUUGAUGAGAAACCCUGAUAAACCUGCUCCUAUCCCAGACCGACCGAAAGAAUGGAACCCCCGGGCUCCUCCGGAGUUUGUGCGGGAUGUGAUGGGCUCCAGUGCAGGAGCUGGCAGUGGAGAAUUCCAUGUGUACAGACACCUUCGCAGGCGAGAGUAUCAGAGACAGGACUUCCUGGACAAGAUGACUGAGAAGCAAAAGAUGGAUUUGGACUAUCUUGACAAGGUGUCAGAUAACCAACAGGCAGCUGAUGAAAGAACAGCCAAACGCAGGAAGAAAAGGGAAAAGCUGAAGCAGAAGAAGCUUAUGGCAAAAAAAGCCAAGCAGGAUGCCAACAAAGGUGAAGAUUCUGAGAAGUCCUCCUCCAGCAGUGAAGAGGACGACCAGGAGAGGGAGGCUGAGGAUGAUGCAGAAGCGCCCAGUUUCGUCAUGGGGAAGAGAUGAAUUCAUGGCUCCGGGUCAUGAGACAUGCUCCAAGACGAAAUUGAACGGUUGGACAACAUCUAAUACCAGUUCAGAAGUCAACACAGCCAAGCAACACAGCCUAGCUUUGAUCAAUGUCAUGGAUUUGAGACAUUAUCUGAGAGCGAACCAAGGGAGAUAAGCCUCUGUUAGGUAACUGCUGUUCUUCCCAACUUGUGGUUAUAGUUAGAUUCUUUGAAUUGAGGAUGACAAAGCUGGGUUGUAUUCAUUAGGCACCAAAUGGUCUGUAACAGGGAGGGACUACCUGAACUUGAAAUAAGACUUGCUCGUUUUUGUUUUUCGUUGCAAAAACCUUUUGCUACAGUGUGCCCUGAUGAAUAUGAUUAUCAAGGUGUUAAUUUCAUGCAUGUCUCUACUUUGAAACUUGUGGUGUGAUAGUGUCAUUUCUCACAUUUUAUUUUAUACUAUGCUUGUGUAUAUAUUUUUCAUAAACAUCUGGGAAGAAUUGG
Messenger RNA from Oncorhynchus gorbuscha (pink salmon), 1076 nucleotides. Its product is annotated as PRKR-interacting protein 1 homolog. Gene Ontology annotation, molecular function: protein kinase binding; double-stranded RNA binding; protein kinase inhibitor activity. The transcript has 6 exons. The record is from RefSeq and is a predicted model, not a curated record. Gene Ontology annotation, biological process: negative regulation of protein kinase activity. Lineage: Eukaryota; Metazoa; Chordata; Actinopteri; Salmoniformes; Salmonidae. Bases 31 to 588 code for a protein of 185 amino acids. Gene Ontology annotation, cellular component: nucleolus.